This is a messenger RNA of Hypanus sabinus (Atlantic stingray), 4417 nucleotides long. It is a transcript of the gene aspa, whose product is annotated as aspartoacylase. The coding region runs from base 191 to 1135 and encodes 314 amino acids. The transcript has 6 exons. NCBI's taxonomy places the organism in Eukaryota, Metazoa, Chordata, Chondrichthyes, Myliobatiformes, Dasyatidae. The record is from RefSeq and is a predicted model, not a curated record. Gene Ontology annotation, molecular function: hydrolase activity, acting on carbon-nitrogen (but not peptide) bonds, in linear amides; hydrolase activity, acting on ester bonds.
GUACUGAACGCCUCACUGUCCUAGCGUCCACUCAGCGUUAUUCGGUAUCUCUUCAAAACCGAGAAGCAUGCUAUCCUUCGGAAGUUAAGCCCAAUCGACAAGCCUCACUAGAACGACUGAAGUUUCAUUUUCGGUCAAACUUUAUUUUUCAAAAGUUUUCUUACUGCUGAAGUUAUUUUGGACACAAACUAUGGCCUCCGCAGGAGCUGCCUGUCUGCCUGCUGUACGCAGGAUCGCUGUCUUCGGAGGAACUCACGGCAAUGAACUGUCCGGGGUAUUUUUGGUCAGACAUUGGCUGAGGGACAAAUCUGAGAUCCAGCGUGGUACAUGCGAGGUUCAACCCUUCCUGACCAACCCGGCGGCUGUAAUGAGGUGUACCCGCUACGUGGACUGUGAUUUGAACCGAGCCUUUACUGCGGAAAACCUGAGCAUGCUGCCGUGUGACUCCAUGCCUCAUGAAGUUAAGUUAGCACAGCAAAUAAAUCAGACGUUUGGACCAAAAGGAAGUGAAAACGCCUAUGACCUUGCUUUAGAUCUUCACAACACAACAGCCAACAUGGGGAACUGUCUGAUCCUGAAGACCUCCAAUGAUGAUUUUACCAUUCAGCUGAUUAAUUACAUCAAGAAUACGCUGGCAUUUAGUAACUGUCAUGUGCUUCUGCUCGAUAACCCUGCCGUUCAAUAUGGUGCAAUACGAAUGGUUGCAAAGCACUCUGUAGGUCUCGAAGUAGGCCCUCAGCCUCAAGGAGUGGUCAGGGCAAACAUUUUGGAAAACAUGAGGAAGCUGGUGAAUAGUGCUUUGGAUUUCACACAUUUCUACAAUGAAGGCAAGGAAUUCCCCCCGUGUACCAUUGAUGUUUACAAAGCUUUUGAGAAAGUCAACUACCCAAGGGAUUCAGAAGGACAGAUUAUAGGCAUCAUUCAUCCUCAGCUGCAGGAUAAUGACUGGAAUCCACUGAAUCCAGGUGACCCCUCAUUCCUGACCUUGGAUGGAAAGACCAUUCCUUACAAUGGGAGCAGAGCUGCGUAUCCAGUGUUUGUGAAUGAAGCCGCUUAUUAUGAGAAGGAGCUGGCCUUUCUGUUAACUCAGAAAGUUACUCUAAAGGCAAACAGUGUGAAGGUUUCUAAAAAUUAACUCAAACAAUUCCUCUGGAGGUCUUAAGAGCAGUAAACCAGACCAAAGACUAAUGCCAUCAAUUCUGUGCGCAAUAAGUGGAAAAAAGUGUUGCUGCUUUUGAUUAUUCUCUUUUUUUAAAAAAAAAACAAAGAGGAGGGUAAAGGUGCUUCCAAUCUCUUUUGAGCAGUCGGCUGAGGAAAAGCAGGCGCUGCAAGGUGACGCAAGUUUGGGUUUCUUUUCCCCAAACCUGGUGGGAAAGGGAGAACUUGGCUGAAGUGGGAUAUUAAGUACGUCUGUCAUCUUCUUCUGUAGCCCAUCACACCUGCAGGGGCAUAGGCCGUCAACAGCAGCUCACCCGAGUCCUCUGUCCUGGACCAGUCCUUCAAGUUGCCCCCAGGUGAAGCCCAUCUUCAAAGAUCCUUCCUCUCCUGGGGGUGAGAGCAUUUCUGUAGCACUGAGAUUUUACAGGAUGCUAACCCCAUGCCCAACUCUCUUUCUUCCACAGCCAGGCUUGGCACCGUCCAUAGCGGAGUUGUACUAUGUCCACUCAACUGAAAACAGUUUGAAAAUCUUGAACUUUGAGCUGUUAACCCUAACUUUCCUGGACUCAUGGCCAGCAGCAUUGGAAGAGCGCUGACUCAUUGAGGAAUUAUCGUUGAUUAAAUUUCAGUUAAUUUCCCCUUUAUACACAGGGCGCUGAAAUGUAGCUUCAUUUCAGACACUGUUAGGACAUCGCAAUUUAAAUUUACAACAGUACAAGUUUUCAUGUUGCUGUGAUCUCUGAUGCUUCACUCUGAUAAACAGUUACAGAAAGGUAAAGUAUCUUUUUUUUAAAAAAAGGUUAAAAUUCUUUGUAAACUGCAAAUAAGACACCUUGUUAAGAAUCAUAAGGUAGAGGAGCAGGAUUAGGCCAUUUGGCCCAUCGAGUCUGCUCUGCCAUUUCAUCAUGGCUGAUACAUUUCCUUCUCAGUCCCAAACUUUUGCCUUCUCCCUGUAUCCCUUCAUGCCCUGAGUAAUCAAGAUUCUGUCAACCUCUGCCUUAAAUGUACCCAAUGAUUUUGCCUCCACAGCUGCCUGUGGCAACGAAUUCCACAGGUUCACCACUCUCUGACUGAAGAAAUUCCUCCUCAUCUCUGUUGUAAAUGGAUAUCUCUCUAUUCUGAGGCUGUACCCUCAGCCCUUAGACUCUCCAACCACAGGAAACAUCUUCUCUACAUCCACUCCAUCGAGGCCUUUCAACAUUUGAUAGGCUUCAAUGAGAUUCCCCCUCAUUCUUCUGAAUUCCAGUGAGUACAGGCACAGAGCCAUCAAACGCCCCCCUUAUGAUAAGCCUUUGGAUGUGGAGAGGAUGUUUCCUAUGUUGGAAGGUCCAUAAAUAACAUAACAUAUAACAUAACAUAUAACAAGCCUUUCAUGACAAUGCCAGUGAGUGUGGAACUGAGGUGAGGUGCAGGCAACACACACAAAACCAAACAGGCCAGGCAGCAUCAGUGGAAAAGAGCAGACAGUUGAUAAUACAGGUUGAGACCCUUCUUCAGCCCAAAGCAUCAACUGUUUGCUCUUUUUCCAGAGAUGCUGCCUAGCCUGCUAAGUUCCUCCAGCAUUUUCUGUGUGUUGUUUGAUUUCCAGCAUCUGCAGAUUUUCUCUGGUAGGUGAGGUGUAACUUAGCUAAAAUAUCCAGUACAUCACUGGACACAGAAAACCAGGGUGGAAAUGGGAAAGCUACUACAAUUACUGUAGAGACCAGGAGGUAGGUCUCUAGUGCGUCAAUAGUAGCUUUCUCAUUUCCAACAAGUCCAAAAGCGAAGUAUUGUUCAGCGAGGUCUUUAUUUUUCCCCAAAGGAAACCAGUAGUGAGGUUGAGCUAUGCAUUACACUCAGUCUUAUAGUUUAUAUUAAUCUUCAUGAAAUCAUUACAAACCUUGUCCUGUUGAAUUUAUCUCUCAUGAAUCCUGUUCUUGAAGGUAGAUGAAGCCUGUGGAUGAGAGAUGAAUCUGUGAUCUGCUAAAGCUCUUUAAACUUGACUUGAGAAACUUUAGUCGAGAUAGAAUAGGAAAGCCCACAUCCUGGCCAUGGUGUGCUGUGAAACUGAUGUCUCGUUAUCAUGAAGUUAUUUACAUCCUCUCAUUAGAUCCCUACAUUCUAGCUUCAUCUGACUGCUGCAGACGUGUGUGUGGCUCAGCAUCAAUGCUACUAAAAGUUGUAUUUCAGUGGAGAUGUUGGGGGGGGAAGUAACUUCCUGUUAUAAGAAUGUCAUAUUGGUCUGAGCUAAGGAUAACCAGUCCUUGAGACUAGGAAUGAGAAUUGAGAUCAAUCAAUAUAGAAGCACAAAGUUUUAUCCUUGGAGCAGAGGAGAAAUACCCGGUUACAGGUCCUCCCCAGGCAGGAUUCCAUUCUUCUGACCUGUUCGUAACUCCGACCCAUUCGAAAUGCAGCCACGAACCGGGUUCUCACACGAUAGGAGUUACCUGCAGCCAGCUAAAGCAUGGCACCGGAUUCCCAAGCACUUAUUAUUAUGCACAGCUGGACGCAAGUCACAUGUUCAUAACCUGCAAAGAACCCUUCUACAGUCAAACUGCAGUUCUGAACUUUGAUCUAACAAUGUUUUCCAUUCGUAACCUGAAAAAUAAUUAUUUUUUUAAGUUAAUUUUUGAAGGUAUGUGUUUUUCCUCCACCUAAUAGCUAAACUAUCAAGUAACUCUUUACUUAAUUCUAACUCAUAGGUUCUUCAGAUGUAAUAAUUUCAGAAAAUGCCACAGUUAUGCAAUAUUUAUUUUAUAAAUGAGAGGAUUAUAAAAUUCAUAUUUUAACCAAUCUCAGGGCAAAAAUUAAUAUAAAACUCUCUAGCUGACUGCAGACUAAUUUUCAGUGGUAUUUUUUCUUGUUAUCCAAGUUUGAUUUUUUUUCUCGAUUUGCUAAUUUUACUCUUUAUUUCAAGCAUGUUAAUCAUUAGAAAUGUCUACAAAUUCAGUAGAAUUUGUAGAAAGUUAGAUCUACUUUAAUAGUGUUUUUGGUUUUGAAGUUUAGUGGUAUGUAUCAUGGUUAAUUAAACAAAACCUAACCUUGUCAGGGAGCCUUCCCAGGCAUACUGUAUGUGACAUCCAUAUGUUGAAUGUUUACUUUCUUUCCGAAAAAUAGCAAUUAUAAUAUUGUGUAGGCAGAAGUAUUUCUUUUGCUUAACAAUUUCUUCAUUUUUGAUAGAUUUUGUUUUGAACCAUCAAUGCGUUUCUCUGGUCAGUAUUAAAGUAUAUUUUUAAAGUUUAAAAAUAAAGCUGAAAUAAAAUGAUUAUCUUAAAUUUUA